Molecule: messenger RNA, 549 nt
Organism: Recurvomyces mirabilis
Lineage: Eukaryota; Fungi; Ascomycota; Dothideomycetes; Mycosphaerellales; Teratosphaeriaceae
Exons: 2
Coding region: 1-549 (182 amino acids)
Source: RefSeq, a predicted model, not a curated record
AUGCAGUUCACAACUCCCGCCUUGGCCAUCUUGGCCUCCAGUGGUAUCGUCGCCGCUGCCCCAGGUGGAUGGGGCCAGAAGGACAAUCAAGGAUGGGGUGGAAACUCAGGUGAUAAGGGCGGAUGGGGCAACGGCGGCGGAGGGGGGGGCGGAUGGGAUGGUAACAAUGGCUGGAACGGCCCUCCUGCCAGCACCACGUCUAACAGCGUCUGCUCAUACGGCUUCUCAUCCACCUGCAGCGCCGUCUACACCACCUCGGUAUCGACUGUAACCAAGCCAAUCACCACCACAUCUGUCUCUACGUCCUGGAUGCCCGUCGUUCACACUAUCACUUCUACGUACAUCAGCACCAUUGUCAGCUCGACAAGCAGCCUGAUUUCCAGCAAGUGCAGCACGACUUCUAGCUGUAUCACGUCGUCGACUUUGACGAAGCCGUCAACGUCGACAAAACCGUCCACAUCAACCACCCCUGGCUCUGCUACCACUCCGUCUCGACAGGAAGUCAUCAACAACCAGCUCCGUAACAAAGCCAACUACUUCCUCCAGUAG